AUGACUGAUUAUGGACACAUGAGGUCAAAAGACAAAGACACCAUACUACUGGUCUGGGUGUGGAUGAAUUUUGAGUCGCCAAUGAACACACGUAAGACAUCUGGACUGGGGAAACUCUUCAACGUGACGUUGAACUACUGUUGGAAUGCUGACAUUAAAGUGCGCAAGAGAUUAGUCUUCAGUAACAGUGAGAUUGAGGAAGACCUACCCAUUCAGAAGAAGGUUACAAACUGCUGGAUUGUAACCAACUGGAACGAGAACCACUAUAGGGUCAAAUAUUACCAACUCCUGAGCAAGUUCAUCACUUUCAACACAUAUGGAGCCCACUUUAAUAACAAGCAAAUUAGUCAUGAGGAAUACACAAGCACAGUGGCCAGCUGUAAGUUCUACUUGUCAUUUCACAAUACGAGAGAACACCCAGACUAUAUGACUGAGAAACUGUUCAAUGCCAUGAAGUUGGGCUCUGUGCCAGUUGCCCUAGGACCGCCCAGGCAGGUUUAUGAGAAGUUCAUCCCAGGGGAUGCCUUUGUCCAUGUGGAUGAUUUCUCCAAACUGGAGAAGUUGGCUCAGUAUCUACAGAGCAUGAGUGAGGAUGAAUACUCUAAGUUGUUCAGGUGGAGGAAGUUCUUCAAAGUUAAUUGA
Messenger RNA from Salmo salar (Atlantic salmon), 642 nucleotides. Its product is annotated as 4-galactosyl-N-acetylglucosaminide 3-alpha-L-fucosyltransferase 9-like. Gene Ontology annotation, cellular component: membrane. NCBI's taxonomy places the organism in Eukaryota, Metazoa, Chordata, Actinopteri, Salmoniformes, Salmonidae. The record is from RefSeq and is a predicted model, not a curated record. Gene Ontology annotation, molecular function: alpha-(1->3)-fucosyltransferase activity.